Messenger RNA from Drosophila rhopaloa, 1657 nucleotides. It is a transcript of the gene Ctr1B, whose product is annotated as high affinity copper uptake protein 1. The coding region runs from base 798 to 1331 and encodes 177 amino acids. Gene Ontology annotation, molecular function: copper ion transmembrane transporter activity. NCBI's taxonomy places the organism in Eukaryota, Metazoa, Arthropoda, Insecta, Diptera, Drosophilidae. Gene Ontology annotation, biological process: copper ion transmembrane transport. The record is from RefSeq and is a predicted model, not a curated record. Gene Ontology annotation, cellular component: membrane. The transcript has 2 exons.
UGCACACGGCCGCAGAAGAUUUGCGCACGGCCAUCAAUUUCAGCGGCAUUUGGGCCCAGUUAGAAAUAGGCCAGUUAGAAAUAGCACUCUAGGAAAGCCAAGUGGACUAAGGCAGACCUCCGGCAGACCUCCGCCCGGCGGUUGCUAUCGCUCCGGCGGCUAUGUACCUACAUAUGUAUGAAAGAACACGGCUAGUACCAUAAAACCGUACUCGAGGAAAAAAAAAGAAUGGAAGAAUGGAAAAGUUUCGACACCUCGUAUUACAGCAACAAUUUCAGGGGGAAGUUAAACAUAUAUAUAAAUUCUGCACUCAAAACGAUUGUUGAACCUUUGGCAUUAGUCAAUAAAUAAAAUUGCAAACCUAUGGGAAGAUCAGAGAUCAAGGAACGGUUUUAUCUCCUGAGAUAUAAAUCACAGAUAGAUAUGGGCAAUAGAUAAUAAGAUAUCGUUUGUUUUGCUUUAUUUUACUACGAUUUAAAUGCAUCUAUGUUGACUUACAUGGCUAUAUCUGGGUUGACUUUAAAUAAUUGUGGGCCACAAUCGUUGGUAUCGGCGCUACUGGUUGAUAACGCACCUUUCCCAUUUCUCAAAGAUAAGCACACUCGCCUAUCGCCGCGUCGGCGGGAUUAGGGUCGCUUUUCUUUAAAAAACCACUCGCGAGCAGUGGGUUUCAAACAGUCAACGCUCUGCUCUCAGCACCAAAGCAGGUCUACUUGUUAUCACUGUGCUUCCCCGAUCAGCAGUCGGAUUUUCCAGGUCUUUUGUUUAACACAGUCUGUUUCAAUAAACAACCCGAGAUGGAUCACGAUCACGACCACGGCUCGGAUGAUACUACCAGCACGGAGAAAUCCUGCCCCAUGAUCAUGGUGUUCCAUGCUGGCCACUGCGAACGGAUUUUGUGGCGCGGCUGGGUGGCAUCCACGGUGACGGAGUUCGUCCUUUCGGCCCUGGCCAUCUUCCUGGUGUCCUUCCUGUACGAGGCCCUCAAGUUCCUGCGCCAGCAACUGGCCCGCCAGGAAGCCCGGAAGGAGAGCGAACGACUGGCGGCGGAGCAGCGCAGGAAGAACGAGGUUCCGGCCGGAGGAUGCUGCUCGGAAACUCCUCUGUCGGAACCAAGGGAACAGACCUACUGGCAACGGCUGUUCGCCUCGUCGCACAUCUUCCAGUCCCUGCUGAACCUACUGCAGAUCGUCAUCUCCUACCUGCUCAUGCUGAUCUUCAUGACCUUCAGCUACUGGCUGUGCCUGGCCGUGAUCUUGGGCUUGGGCCUGGGUUACUUUGUCUUCGGGUGGAACAAAAAGAAUCCCGACGAGAGCGAGUGCUGUCCUUAGGUGAAGGAUAUCCCACCUGUUGUUAUGCAUAUCCAUCAGUUGCUAAGAACUGAAGCCCUUAUCAGUUUUGGCCCACACAUCGAACAGUCCCGUCCCCAAGUAAUUACACAGAUUGUCUAAAAAUACAAUUUUAUUCGAUAGUUACACUUGGUUUAAUUGUAAUUGAUGUAAUCGUAGCAUAAAUUAGUCAACUAGUUUACUUAAUGAGCAUAUUGUACAAAUAGUAGUGAUGAGAACAAGAACCUAUACAACACGUAUGCAGCUAAAUCGAUUAGCCUACCACUCAAUACUUUCCAUUUUGCAAUAAAGGAUUUACUUUAAACUAA